GCGGAGACAAGCCCGCCACCGGGUAACCAUAGAGUUGGCCUCCUGCGGGCAAGAAGGGCCCGACGAUACCAUAGAGAGUGACAGAGUGUCCUGGGCACGGCCGGCUCCGUCCGUGGCAGGGCUUGGGCUGCCUAGCACCAUGGCCUCCCGUGCGGGCCCCCGGGCUGAGGGCACAGAUGGCAGUGACUACCAGCAUCGCGAGAGGGUGGCCUCCCAUUACCAAAUGAGUGUGGCCCUGAAGACCGAGAUAAAGAAGCUGAUCUACAUGCAGGUGGCCAUCUGGCUGCUGCUCCUGGCCCAGAUGUGUGUGGGUCACCUGAAGCUGCUGCCCCAUGACCAGGUGGCCAUGCCCUACCAGUGGGAGUACCCCUACAUGCUCAGCAUCAUCCCUUCUCUCUUCGGCCUCAUGUCCUUCCCCCGCAACAACAUCAGCUACCUGGUGCUGUCCAUGAUCAGCACAGGCCUGUUCUCGGUGGCACCCCUCAUCUACGGCAGCAUGGAGAUGUUCCCCAUGGCGCAGCAGCUCUACCGCCAUGGCAAGGCCUAUCGCUUCAUCUUCGGCUUUUCCGCCGUCUCCGUCAUGUACCUGCUGGUGGUGGUGGCGGUGCAGGUGCACGGCUGGCAGCUCUACUACAGCAAGAAGCUCCUGGACUCCUGGUUCACCAGCACGCAGGAGAAGAAGAAGAAAUGAAGAGGGACUGGGAGCCACACACCUGUGUGACUCGGGGGGGGGGGGGGGGAAGGGGCUGGAUGGCACCACGGUGGGGUCCCCAUUUUUGGGCAGCUCUGCUGGUAAACACUGAAAGCUCCCUGUAGGCUGGGCUGCCCUGCCAGGCACCCAGCCGGAGUGUGCUCAGGGUUCCUCCAACCUUAGCCCUGGCUGGUAGUGACUGAAUGUUCUUCAGUGGCUGGUGGGCCAGGGCUGGGUAGGAGGGCAGCUCCUGAUGCCACCAGAGUACCCUCACCAGAAGUCCCCUGGCAGCACGUGGCUCUGGUUGGCUGGGAUGAGAGGGGCGUGCAUGAUGGGAGUGGCCUGGGGGCAGCCACCAGCCCUUACUGAUCUCCCCAUUUCAUGGAGCAGAAACGUGCCCUGACCGCAGUGCCUCUGUGCUGAAGUCUGACAACAUGGCACAGCCCCAGGGCUGCAGACGGUGGUUGGCGUGGUGCUGCCCACUCCCACAGUGGCUUGUGCUGUGCUGGGCCAAUGUCUGUGUCUGAGGCCCAGUCUGCACCAGUGCCCUGCCCAGAUUGCCCUGGAGGCAUGCAGGGCCUUCCCUUCCCCCGCAGCUGGGUGAAUUCCAUGCCUCCUCCUGGGAAUGAGCAGCUCCGAGUCACCAGAGAGCCCGUGGUCUCAGGCCAGGUGCCUCCCAGCCCCCAGUGCCGCUGGCUGUGAGAGGGGCGGCGCUGGGGCCGAGGGGGGUCGGGCUGGUGCCACUUGCUGCGAGAGGGGCUGGGUUGGUGCCCCCAGGGCCGCUUGCUGCAAGAGGGGCAGCGCUGGGGCCGAGGGGGGUCGGGCCGGUGCCGCUUGCUGCGAGGGGGCAGCGCUGGGGCCGAGGUGGGUCGGGCCGGUGCCGCU
Molecule: messenger RNA, 1576 nt
Organism: Mauremys reevesii (Reeves's turtle)
Lineage: Eukaryota; Metazoa; Chordata; Testudines; Geoemydidae
Gene: JAGN1
Product: jagunal homolog 1
Exons: 3
Coding region: 140-691 (183 amino acids)
Biological process (GO): endoplasmic reticulum organization; vesicle-mediated transport; granulocyte colony-stimulating factor signaling pathway
Cellular component (GO): endoplasmic reticulum membrane
Source: RefSeq, a predicted model, not a curated record